GCGCCUGCGCACGCGCCUCAGGACACAUAAGCGGAAGUGGCGCGCCGGCGCCGGCUCUGCGAACACCUUCUGGCGGGGCCCACUGCGGCUGCGGAAAGUGCGGGAGGAAGAGAGGAGGAAGAGGCAGAGGAAGAGGAGGUGAUGGCGACGAACCUGGGGAGGGGGAGACGCUCGGUCUGGCUGAGGUGCUACCCGAGUUAGAGUCACCCUUUCAGAACUUGGCCGAGCAAGAAGCAGAAGAAAGACUGAAUGAAAAAGAGGAAACCAAUAAAGAGAAUUCCAGAAGCACUGAAUGCAGCAAAAUAAGAACAAUGGACCUCAAGUUCAACAACUCCAGGAAAUACAUCUCUAUCAGUGUGCCAUCCAAAACCCAAACAAUGUCGCCACACAUCAAGUCAGUUGAUGACAUUGUAGUACUUGGCAUAAAUCUCAGCAAAUUUAGCAAACUUACUCAAUUUUUCAUAUGCGUUGCUGGAGUUUUUGUAUUUUACCUAAUUUAUGGAUAUUUACAGGAACUAAUAUUUUCAAUGGAGGGCUUUAAGCCUUAUGGCUGGUACCUUACUUUAAUGCAGUUUGCAUUUUACUCCAUAUUUGGCUUAAUAGAACUUCAGCUUAUUCAGGACAAAAGGAGAAGAAUACCAGGAAAAACCUACAUGAUAAUAGCUUUUCUAACUGUGGGUACUAUGGGGCUAUCAAACACUUCCUUGGGCUACCUGAAUUACCCUACCCAAGUCAUCUUCAAGUGCUGCAAACUGAUUCCUGUUAUGGUAGGAGGAGUUUUUAUCCAAGGAAAAAGGUACAACAUUGUAGACGUGUGUGCUGCGACAUGUAUGAGCCUGGGCCUGAUCUGGUUCACUCUUGCCGACAGCACAGUUGUACCAAACUUCGACCUGACAGGUGUGAUGCUCAUUUCCCUGGCACUAUGUGCAGAUGCUGUCAUUGGAAAUGUACAAGAGAAAGCCAUGAAACUUCAUAAUGCUUCUAAUUCUGAAAUGGUUUUGUACUCAUACUCAAUCGGUUUUGUAUACAUUUUAUUGGGAUUGACAAGCACUAGUGGAUUAGGCCCUGCAGUGACAUUUUGUUCAAAGAAUCCAAUUCGGACCUAUGGCUAUGCAUUCCUUUUUUCCCUCACUGGGUACUUUGGAAUCUCUUUUGUUCUGGCACUGAUUAAGAUUUUUGGUGCACUUCUUGCUGUAACAGUGACAACAGGAAGAAAAGCAAUGACCAUUAUACUUUCAUUUAUAUUCUUUGCUAAGCCCUUCACAGUUCAGUAUGUGUGGUCUGGCUUAUUAGUUGUCCUUGGCAUAUUUCUCAACGUGUACAGCAAGAAUAUGGACAAAAUAAGACUGCCGUCAGUGUAUGAUCUGAUAAAAAAGGCAGUGGAAAUGAGAAAGACAAGGACGUUGGCACAGACGGUAUAAGUACUGAUUUGUCCUGUUAAAAAAUUGUAAGGGAAAAAUCAGUAAUGAACUUUUCAAAAGAGUGUGUCCCAAACCAAAGGAUCCGAAGGCAUGCUAUCCAUUGUGGAUGGGUCAUGUGUGAAGUGGUUUUGUGGCCUCAGCCUUUCUUCAAAGCACUUGUUUUACUCUUUGACUUCUCAAAGAAUCAGAAGCUGCAGCUAGCACAGCUUAUGGUAAAAUGUCACUGUGAAGGGUUAUCCUAGCAGCUUCCUGAGAAUUUCACUGGCAGCGGACCAUGUUGCAAGGCCAGCUGGAUAUCAUUAUGACACAUCAAAGACGUUGACAUCUAAUAACACAUUGUUUUGUCGUCAUUUCUUUUUGCUGGUGUUACUUGAAUUGAUUCUCUGUUAUAAGAGUAAGUUGAUGAUUUAAGUCCAGGGAGAGUAAUACUCAUUAUAAAUAAAACUAUCCUGUGAUAUUUUUAA
Molecule: messenger RNA, 1885 nt
Organism: Chinchilla lanigera (long-tailed chinchilla)
Lineage: Eukaryota; Metazoa; Chordata; Mammalia; Rodentia; Chinchillidae
Gene: Slc35b3
Product: solute carrier family 35 (adenosine 3'-phospho 5'-phosphosulfate transporter), member B3
Exons: 10
Coding region: 312-1421 (369 amino acids)
Biological process (GO): transmembrane transport
Cellular component (GO): endoplasmic reticulum membrane; Golgi membrane
Molecular function (GO): 3'-phosphoadenosine 5'-phosphosulfate transmembrane transporter activity
Source: RefSeq, a predicted model, not a curated record